Molecule: messenger RNA, 1014 nt
Organism: Ziziphus jujuba (common jujube)
Lineage: Eukaryota; Viridiplantae; Streptophyta; Magnoliopsida; Rosales; Rhamnaceae
Product: protein CURLY FLAG LEAF 1
Exons: 2
Coding region: 268-864 (198 amino acids)
Molecular function (GO): protein binding
Source: RefSeq, a predicted model, not a curated record
UCGAUCUCAGAAAUAACCCCUUCCCUUUGUCCAUUAUACUUUCAUUUUCCAAAAUCCCACCUAAUCUAAUCUCUCUCUCUCUCUCUCUCUCUUUUCUCUUGCUAUUUCUCUUUGUUCUUCUCUAUUUUGGGUUUGCGAUUCUUCUUUCCAUGUAUAGCUCUUCUCUAUACCUUCGUCUUCUUCUGGGAUUCUUUUAGCUAAGAGAGAUAAGAUAGAGAUAGAGAUAGAGAUAGCGAUAGAGAUAGAGACAGAGGGAAAUUAAAAGUGAUGGCAGCUCCAAACAUGGCGACGAUCACUGCAUCUUUAGAGCGUUCUCUUCAAAACUGCUCUCUAAAUCAGCAUAGCAGCAGCAACUCUAGCGGUGAAGCUUCAAGUGGUUUAGGCAUUGGGAUAGGCAUGGCAGCAAGGUCGUCUUCUUCAGCCUCAUCAUCCCCAGAUGAUAAUAGACCUGAAAAUGAUCACCUCCCAAAUACGGAUACUACUUUGGAGCUUAACUCCCAUAUCUCCCUCCCUUACCAUUGGGAGCAAUGCCUUGAUUUAAAGACAGGGGAAAUUUACUACAUAAACUGGAGAAACGGCAUGAAAGCAAAAGAAGAUCCGAGAACGACAGCGGAGUACAGUGGAGGAUAUUACUCAGAAGAAGAUAGCUCAUACGACAGCGAGGAAUCGUCGUCGGAAUCGUCUCCUCCACCUUCUUCUUGCUCAAGAGGGCAUUACCCGCGGGUAGAGAAAGACCAUGUUUUGGUAGUGGCUGGUUGCAAAAGCUGUCUCAUGUAUUUCAUGGUCCCCAAACAUGUCGAAGAUUGCCCCAAAUGUAAUGGUCAACUUCUCCACUUUGAUCGAUCCGAAAAUGAUUCUCCAUGAAUAUGAGAUUCUUCUUUUCUCUGAUUCUUUUUUUUUUUUUCUUUGUUUAUUUAUCUCUCUUUAUUUUCCAAAAUCCCCCUUUGUGUUUGGAAGUUUUCAGUGUGAGAUUGUUACAAUGCCAGACAAAUGGGUUAUGUGUUUCACUUGUUA